AUGGAUCCAGAGGAGCAGGAGCUGCAAGAUGAUCACCAAUACCAGAUCUACUCGGCUGCCAUUGAGAAGGCACUGCGCAGCUUCCAGUCCUCCAGCGAAUGGGCGGACCUCAUCUCCUCCCUGGGAAAGCUGAACAAAGCCCUCCAAAGUAACCUGAAGUACUACCACCUGCCCAAGCGUCUGAUCAUCUGCAAGCACCUGGCCCAGUGUCUGCAUCCGGCCCUUCCCAGUGGAGUCCACUUAAAGGCCCUGGAGACAUACGAGGUCGUCUUCAAGAUCAUCGGGACCAAAUCACUGGCCAAAGACCUCUUCAUAUACAGCUCUGGCCUGUUCCCCCUGCUAGGCCAUGCUGCCAUGUCUGUCAGGCCGGUGCUGCUCACCCUGUACGAGCGCUACUACCUGCCCCUGCAGCGGGCCCUGCUGCCCAGCCUGCAGGCCUUCGUCAUGGGGCUGCUGCCGGGGAUGGAGGAGGGUGUGGAAGUCUAUGACAGGACUGAUGCCCUGCUGGCAAAGCUCUCUAGGCUGGUGGGGCAGCAGGUGUUCUAUGGGGCUCUGUGGAACAGCAUUCUCAUCAAUCCCCAAGUGCGUAUGCCUGCUUCCCUCUUCAUCGUCACACACUUCGAAAGGGCAGACUCUGGCAGGGAUCAGAGAUACAUGCUGGGCUCUAACCACAGGCUAGUGGUGAGUGCCCUUGCCCGGUCGCUGCAGGACUCCAGCGUGCUGGUGCAGAGGAACAUGCUGGAGAUUCUCCUCCUCUUCUUCCCUCUUUACACCAGCUUGGAUCCAGAGAAGGGCAGUAUUCCUAUGACCCAGGGUGACCUUGUCACUAUCGUGUCUGCAGCAUGCCUAACUCUGCUGAGAAGAGAUGUGUCAUUGAACAGAAGACUAUAUGCCUGGCUCCUAGGUACGGACACCAAAGGUGACAUGGUGGGAGUGGACCCUGAUGUAUCUACCACAAUGGAGCAGCACACAGCAUACUACUUUGGCAAAUACUCCAGAGAGCUCCUUGUACAGGCUCUGAUGAACAACCUGGAGCAGACAAAUGAGCACACAGGUCCAGGGAGUAUAGUGGCCUGCCUCAGACCCUUCCAAAUUAUCAUCAGCCUGCAAGACAAACCAGAAAUAGGUUCUCGGAUCAGAGAUGACCUGUUGCUGGACGUUGUCAGGGCCCUCUAUAGGUACUGCAGGAAGAUACUGGGCAAGAGCAUUGAAUCCAGCCUCACUGAGGACCGGGUAGCCAGUAAAAUCAAAGAGGACAGGAACAUGUCUGAGAUCAUCAAGACCGUGAACAUGCUGAUCAGCUCUUUUGGCACACAAUACCUGUGGGAAUACAUGAGCAUGUGCUUCCAAGCCUGUCUCAGGGGCAUACCUGUAGACCCAACAACCCCUGUGCUGAAGGACACAGCGGCCCCGCCCUCCAUCUCUGAGCUGUCCGUGCUCAUCAUCUUCCUGGUGGACAUUAUCCCUCUGGAGCUUUACCCUGAGAUUCAGAUGCGGUACCUGCCACAGAUGCUGUGGCGUAUGCUUCAGGACCUGCGGGAUCACAUGCGCUCUCUGAGCCUCCCGGAGCUGACCCAGGGCCUGAAGGUCUGCCUGAAGCUGCUCAGCAAGAUCCAGAUGCCUGCAGCCGACAUGAACAUGCGCACAGACUCACAGGGACAAGGGGAGAGUGGGAACACUGCCCAGGGGAGGGAGGUUGGAAGGGAGCGUCUGAAGAGGGACAAUGUGUGGAAGAGAGGGGGAAGCGUGGAGAGCAUGACCGGGUGCGUGCAGGACGUCUUGGCCUCUUUCAUCAGCAGGUACCUGUUGAAUGAGGUGGAGGAGGAGGAAGAGGUGCGGGGGGACACUGGGCUGUCUAACCACACAACUGCUGCCCAAACUGUGAGGACCCCCACAGGGGAUGAGAAGAGCUUGGGGGCAGCAGGGCAGGACUGGGGGAAGGGGUUCAUACCCUGCAACAGGGAGGAGAUUUCGGAGGAAUGCUGCCAGGUGUUCGCUGCAGCGUGUCAGUUACUGCAAGAGUGCGCCACCUUCCCCACAUACCUGUCUGAGGACGAGAUGGAAACCUUUUAUACUUCCAUGUUCCAGAACAAAGGCAGCGCUGAGGGCAUCUUCCUUCCAUGGCUGAGGUCCUUGAUGAUUUGCUGCCUGUCAGAGGACUACCGUGUUCAGCACGUGGCCAUGUCCUCCAUACUGGAACUAAUCCACUACUCUCAGUCUCUGGUCCAGCUCAUAGAGGACAGGUACCACCGCUACAAGAGCUCAGACAGCAACCCCCUCUCUGGUCGGCUGCAGAUGGUCCCCACACCACCCAUUAAUCCCACAAUCCUAAAAACCAUCAAGGAUAACACUGACUUUUAUCAGUGUAUAGCCCAGAUCCUGUGGGGCCAACUGGAUACAGAGCACCAGGAGCACCACACGACCUGCGUGGAGCUCUUCUGUCGGCUACAUGGCCUGGCACCCUCCCCUGCCAUCUGUGAGGACGUUAUUUGCCAAGAAUUGCUGCACGGGGACAAGACAGUUCAACUGGAAGCCCUUCACAGGUUUUCAGUUCUGUGGCACCUGAUGCGUGAGAUGCAGACCAAUUGGACCAUGUCGUUCAAUCGCUCUUUUGACAGAUCUUUGUUUGUGGUUAUGGAUAACCUGAACAGCCAGGAUGGAUCGAUUAGUGCUGUCGGGCAGAGCUGGUUGAUCCGGGCCUUAUCCCUAAACGACGUAGUGCGCAUCCUGGAACCGAUCCUGCUCCUCCUGCUCCACCCGAGAACUCAGCGCUCCUCGAUCCAGUGUAUCAAACAGAACCUGGGUGCUGCACUGUGGGCCGAGGUGGAGCACACCCCUGACACUAUGAAGACAGAGCCAGAGCUCCCCAUGGAGGAGUUAUUCAGGACAGAGGAUAAAGAGGAGGAGGAAGAGGAGGGGAGGAAAGCGGGAGAGGGCAAGGAAGGAGAGGGCAGUGAGCAUGUGCAAUCAGAAGAUGCCAAUGGCACCAAGCUCCCCUCAGAAACUUCCAGCUUGGGUUCUGCCUCCCAGCAGCAACUGGAAUAUGAUGAGACUGCCCACAAUGGUCUGCUAGGACCUGAAUAUGACACCACUGAAGAAGCGACUUUCCCAGACCAUCUGCAGCAGGCUGACUCAGAGCACACUCUGGAGUCCUUGUCAAGUGAUGAGGAGGACCUGGACCUGGGCCUGGACAUGGAAUCCAUGGCUCGCUUGCGCCUCCUCAAACAGGAGAAGAAGAAGCAGGAGGCCAUUAAUUUACUCUUCAGACACAUGCUGCUUUACCCGCAGACCUACGACUCCGACCGCAUCCUCUUCGCCUUCUCCAUGCUGGAGACGCUCCUCAAGACCACUCCUUGCCACUUUGUGAAGGCAGUGUGCACCACUAGCAUAGACACCGGUUCCGCUGCACAGCUCAACCUCAUCCACGCCCUGAUUCGGCGCCACUUGCAGGCCAUCGAGGGACGCAGCUUCCGUUGCCAAAUCCAGACUCAUUCGGCCGCACCCUGUCCCAAUUCCCUGCUGGUAGAUCUCCUUACUUGCCUCUGCCUUCGCUUCCUCCGGUCUCACUACCCCCCCUACCUCGGCGUGGGCCCGCACCACCUUUCCAGGAACCGUGACGUCCAGGUGAAGAGUGUGGUGGUGCUGACCCGCCUCAUGAGCCAGCUGGUUAAUGUGGCCAGGGCCCGGGAUGGCCAACACCUGGACCGCAUCCGUCACCUGCUGUCAGGAUGCAAGGUGCAGCAGCACGUCCUGCUUUGCCUGUCAGCCUCCAUGCACAUCAGCCAGAGGUCCGGGGAGGUGCAGGGCGAGGGGCUGCCGGAGGAACAGGAUGAACCAUCUGAGGAGAGCCUGCUCGAUCUGGGACAGGUCUGGACAGAACAGCCCUUACAGAUGGAGCUGCUGAAGCUGCUGCAGGUGCUGAUUGUGCUGGAGAGCUACCUGUGGCCGGGCGGAGCCAAGCCCGGGGCCUCAGAGAACCAAGACGUAUUCGCCACGACCCCGCUGGCCCGGGAGUGGCAGACAGCGGCCCUCUACCAGCAGUCCGUCCGCAUGCUGCAGUAUGCGCAGGCCCAGCCAAUCCCCUGGCAGGGCAUGUUCGUCUCAGCCGCCGCCCGCGCCCUACAGCCACGGUACGGCUUCGCCACGCACCCUCCCUGGGUGGCCCUGCUCUCCGCCUCCCUGCCCUACCUGGGCCGCUCGCUCGGUGUCAUCGUUACCCCCGUCAUCGCCCAGAUCUGCAAGAACCUCGAUGACCUGGUGAAGCAGUAUGAGUACGAGUCUCUCACAAAUUUUCAGAGCUGGAAUCUGAAAAGGGAGAACAUCCCUCCUGAUUAUCCCCUGACCUUGCUGGAGGGCCUGACUACCAUUACUCACUUCUGCCUGCUUGAAAAUAGGAAGACUCCUGUGGCGCCAGACCCAACAGACAUUCUCCACGCUCGUAGCGCUGUCCUGGAGGAACUGCCACGCUUGCUCAGCACCAUAGUGCUGCUGUGGGCCGUGGUCCGGAGGGAGGAGACCCACAGGUCUAACUCAGACUGGGUCCUCAGCUGCAGCACGGAGUCCCCCUUUUCUGUCUAUUUCAAGAGCGCCAAGCUCCUAAGGCAGAAGGUGCUGGAGUUCCUCAACCCCCUCACAGCACACUUUGGGGUUCAGGUCAUGGCAGCAGUGGGUUCUGUGUGGCUCAGCCAAAAGAGUGAGAAACGUCACAGCAAAAACAAGAUUUUACCAGUGGUCAGUGAGUCCCAACAGGCCAUUGUGGACCUGGUGAAGUCUCUGAGCACACUCCAUAUUGACACCGUCCUGCAGCUAGUCAAAGCAGUGGUGGGAAAGACCCACCAGACCAAAGGAGACCAACAGAGGUCCACCCUGUUUGACAUUCCUAUGCUUCAGUUCGGCUAUGCCUUCAUUCAGAGUGUUUCUGCAGAGACCCUUCAGGAGAACACCCCUGCCCUUCUCAGCCUCCUGAGAGAAUGUAUGCUGCUGAAUCUGUCUCCACGGGGACACUUCCUCCUCCUGGGGAUCCUCUACAACUUUGUAACGAGACUUCCCAGUCUAGACAACAGGAAAGACACUAGGGAUGUACAGGAGGUGACCCAGCAAAUCCUGGAGGCAGUUGGCAGCAUAGCGGGUUCCUCCUUAGAGCAGACCAGCUGGCUCAGCCGCAACCUGGAGGUCAAGGUGCAGCCGCAGGUGUGCCCAGAGGAAGAGGACCCGGAGGACAUGGACCAUUACGAUGCCGUGGUCUCCUCUUCCAUGCCACCUGUCUACAGUGUCCAGGCCCUCACCCUGCUGGCUGAGGUGCUGGCUCCUCUUCUGGAUGUGGUGUACCUCAGCGAUGAGAAGGAGAAAGCCGUGCCACUCAUCUCACACCUCAUGGACUAUGUAUUUCCAUACCUGAAAAACCACAGCACCUACAAUGCGCCCAGUUUCCACGCCGGCACCCAGCUCCUCAGCAGCCUCAGUGGGUACGCCUACACCAAGCGGGCUUGGAAGAAGGAGACCUUCGAGCUCUUCAUGGACACUCUUUUCUUCUGCAUGGAUACCCCCUGCACCAAACUCUGGAGGUCCAUUAUCGAUCACCUGUUGACUUGCGAGAAGUCCAUGUUCAAAGACCUUAUGAGCAUGCGCGGCAGCUCAAUGAGGCCCUUUCCCAAGUCCGAGCAGAAGGCCAUGCUGCUGAAGCGCCAGGCCUUCGCCAUAUUCAGCGGCGAGGUGGACCAGUACCAUCUCUACCUGCCGCUCAUUCAAGAGCGUCUGAAGGAGAUUGAGCGUGUGGGACACACGCCCCCUGUGGUGUCCCAGAUGUUUCUCGCAUUUCGAGUGCUCCUCCUACGUAUGUCCUCCCAGCACCUCACCUCCCUGUGGCCCGUCAUGGUCUCUGAGCUGAUCCACACAUUUGUUCAACUGGAGAAAGCUUUGAUGGAGGACCAGGAGGCUUCAAACACCCACAGUAAGAACGGCAGGGGAGCGGGGAGCCAUGACGGGGAUGGCCCAGCAUUGCUCCUCUCCCAGAGUGAGCUGGACAUGUAUCUCUCUGCCUGCAAGUUCCUGGAUGCUGCGCUGUGUUUCCCCCCCGAUAGGAUUCCCCUGUUCCAGAUGUAUCGCUGGGCUUUUGUCCCUGAGGUGGAUGUGGAUAGCUACAGCGGCCCGGGGAACAGCAUCGUAGAGGGAGAGCAGGAGUGCAAGCCUCAUAUCGUCAGAAUAGUGGAGGGACUGCACUCCAGAUUUGGGGAGCUGAAUGGUACAGAUGACAGCACCCGCGUGGAGAACUUGAAGCUCCCCCUGCUCACCAUGCACAGCAUCUCCAGCAUCACCGAGCUCAUGCCCUUCUUUAGGGUCCUGGCCUGCUCCUUCAAAAGCCCUGGCAAUGACCCCCACCCUCAGCCUGUGGCCCAUUAUCCAGCUCACAACAGCAAUGUCAUCCUGAAGAAGCUGGAGGAUAUCAUCGAAGGGGAGUUUCUGGAGCGCAUGGACAACUAGAACCAGGG
Messenger RNA from Megalops cyprinoides (Indo-Pacific tarpon), 6488 nucleotides. RefSeq names its product protein dopey-2-like. Gene Ontology annotation, cellular component: trans-Golgi network; endosome. The record is from RefSeq and is a predicted model, not a curated record. Gene Ontology annotation, biological process: Golgi to endosome transport. Lineage: Eukaryota; Metazoa; Chordata; Actinopteri; Elopiformes; Megalopidae. The coding region runs from base 1 to 6480 and encodes 2159 amino acids. The transcript has 38 exons.